Acytostelium subglobosum LB1 is the source of this 1782-nucleotide messenger RNA. RefSeq lists its product as hypothetical. Gene Ontology annotation, molecular function: alpha-(1->3)-fucosyltransferase activity. The annotation marks the transcript as partial. The transcript is spliced from 5 exons. The record is from RefSeq and is a predicted model, not a curated record. NCBI's taxonomy places the organism in Eukaryota, Evosea, Eumycetozoa, Acytosteliales, Acytosteliaceae. Gene Ontology annotation, cellular component: membrane.
AUGAGAUCUUCAAUGAUGAUGAUAAUGGUGUUGUUGUCACUGACAUGCUUGGUCAGUGGAGAGGUCACAACAGAUACAUCAAAGUCACUCACAUAUUUAUUAUGGUUCGGUCAUUCAUGGACUGGAUUUGGACAGAAUCCUUACAAGACACCAAACUAUCUUGGUCAAGAUGUUAUAAAGCCUCAAUGUGAAAAGACAUGUAAUUGGAUAUCUGACAGGAAGUUGGUAUCGAAUGCACAUGGAGUGUUGUAUGAGGCACAACCAUUGGGUGGAUAUGGAUAUCACUAUUUGAAUGAACCGCCACAGUUCCCUCAGAAGGAGGUCGAUCAGUUCUAUGUUAACUUUGGAUUCGAACACGAGUAUUACUUCCCCGUGCAGGUUGAGGAUGGAUUCCUGGCGCACAUUGACAUCAACGCCACGUUCAGACAGGCACACGACGUCUACUUGACAUUCGCCUGCAGUUGGGGCCAGUAUGACAAUGGCAACAUUGACAACUUCCGCAAUGCCAAGGUGGUGCCCUUUGCCAACAAGAUCAAGGCCGUCGGCUUCAUGUCGUCCAACUGCCACGGCGGUGGCGCCAUCCAUCGCACGACAUACAUCCUCGACUUGAUGACACAUAUACAGGUGGAUGGACUUGGUGAAUGUCUACACACCAAGGACUUGGACCCCGAGGAUGAUCUCGUCCUCUUCAAAGAUCUUGGCAAAUCCAUGAAGGUCAAAGAGAAGGUACUUGGUCGAUACAUGUUUGCACUUGCCUUUGAGAACAACAACAUAACAGACUAUGUCACAGAGAAGGUCUACACAUUGUUAUUGAGUGGAACUAUUCCAAUAUACAUGGGAUCAGAGAACAUUGAUGAAUAUGUUCCAAGUCAUAGUGUUAUCAAGACUAAUGACUUUAAGUCACCAAAGGACUUGUCAGACUACUUGAAGAAUCUAAUGGAGAAUGAGGACGAAUACAACAAGUACUUUGAAUGGAAGAAGUUACCCUACCACGACAAGUUCCUCGACAAGUACAAGAGAUGUGCCUUCUAUUCCGGCGAGUGUGCGCUAUGUAAACAACUACACAAGGUCUAUGAUGAGGGGAAACUUGGACAGGCGCCAGGACAUAGAACAGCAUUUGGCGAACCAGAGUCGGUCAAGGGAAAUGUGAGAGUGGCUCAGUUCACUCAUGAUACAUGCGUGGAGAUUGCCCAGAACAAGACGUAUCAUAGUCCAAUUGUUGGAGAGUUUACUUUCACGUCGUGGAUCUAUCCCGAGAGUGGCAGCAGCGAUAAGAUACUGUUCUCAGUGGGUCGCGGCAACAUAAGGAUUGGAAUAGUAUCGGUGUGGAAGAACUUCUUCCUCUUUUACUGCUACUAUGAGGACUGCACCAUUGGUGAGAAGCCCAUCCCAUUUGGACAGUGGCGACAUGUUGCCGUAUCCGUCAGCAGACAAAGUGAUUACUCCGAGACCAUCACCCUCUACAUCAAUGGCGAGGAGGACGUCUCCUUGCACUCGUCCACCACACUCAAUCUUCCCGUGGACACUCUAUCACUUGGUUGUUGGAAUGUACCAUUCGAAGGCAAGGUUGAUGAUUCAGUGGUUUGGAAUAGAGCACUGAGUAAGAGGGAGAUAAAGCAGUCGAUGUUCAAGAAGUAUCGUGGCGAUGAGAGUGGUCUGAUGGCAUACUUCACUUACAAUGACAAUACUAUAGUGGACUACUCAAAGUAUCGUUCACUUAUCACUCAAAAGUCACUGACGACCAUACCAUACGAUCACAAGUUAUUGGACCUAAGUGUAUGU